GAGGCAUGGAUCUCGAUGGAACACAAAGCAUUGACAAUUGGCAUUUUUGCAUUGUCGCUUGUUAUUUCAUUAUUUAUUGGGAUAUCCAUUGCAGCUCUACUUGCCAUAUGGUGCCCGCGGAAAAUUCGAAAAACUCCGGACAGCAUGAAAAUCGAUAUGUUUCCCAAUGAAAAGGAAAUGGAGGCGGUCAAAAGAAUGGGACUUGAUGAAGACAUAGCGUUUCGCCGUCGAUUCGCAUCGCAAAGAUUGAAAAGGCCGACUAUUCAAAUGGCAAUGCAUGCAUCUGUAUUUGAAAAUUUCGAGGAUAAUAGAGAGAAUGAGUCGGAUGAGGUUGUCUCACCACCAGUUCCACCGAGAGGUAAUAGUCCACCGCCGGUGCCUCCUAGAGAUUCCACCGAUGCCUCCUAGAGACAAUAUUGAAUAAUUUUCUAUGUACCGCAAAAUAUAAUUAAUCAAUCCAACAAGGCACACAUUUCACUAAUUGAAGCAAACUAGUUAUUAGUUUAAUUAA
Contarinia nasturtii (swede midge) is the source of this 511-nucleotide messenger RNA. RefSeq lists its product as uncharacterized. The record is from RefSeq and is a predicted model, not a curated record. Lineage: Eukaryota; Metazoa; Arthropoda; Insecta; Diptera; Cecidomyiidae. The transcript is spliced from 2 exons. The coding region runs from base 16 to 408 and encodes 130 amino acids.